CAGAACCCAUUCAUCUGAAGAUCUUCUCACCACACGUUGUCAACCUGACUCUUGUUGAUCUUCCAGGAAUGACAAAGGUGCCAGUUGGUGACCAGCCCAAGGACAUUGAGAUUCAGAUUAGAGAGCUGAUCCUUCGAUAUAUUAGUAAUCCAAAUUCUAUCAUCCUGGCUGUUACUGCUGCCAACACAGAUAUGGCAACUUCUGAAGCACUAAAGAUCUCUAGAGAAGUCGAUCCAGAUGGUCGAAGAACCCUUGCUGUCAUUACAAAGCUAGACUUGAUGGAUGCUGGCACCGAUGCAAUGGAUGUUCUGAUGGGGAGGGUAAUUCCAGUUAAGCUGGGCAUUAUUGGUGUUGUAAACAGGAGCCAGCUAGACAUUAAUACUAAGAAGAGAGUGGCAGAUUCCAUACGAGAUGAAUAUGCUUUCCUACAAAAGCGGUAUCCUUCACUUGCUAACAGAAAUGGAACCAAGUAUCUUGCAAAGACGUUAAACAGAUUGUUAAUGCAUCAUAUUAGAGACUGUCUGCCCGAACUGAAGACCAGGAUUAACGUUUUAGCUGCUCAGUACCAGACUCUGCUUAACAGUUAUGGAGAACCAGUGGAAGACAAGAAUGCAACACUACUACAGCUUAUCACAAAGUUUGCUGCAGAAUAUUGUAAUACUAUAGAAGGGACCGCAAAAUACAUUGAAACAUCAGAGUUGUGUGGAGGAGCUAGGAUCUGCUACAUAUUUCAUGAAACCUUUGGUCGUACCUUAGAGUGUGUCGAUCCAUUAGGUGGCCUUAGUACCAUUGACAUUCUUACAGCAAUUAGGAAUGCAACGGGUCCUCGGCCAGCCCUCUUUGUGCCUGAAGUUUCCUUUGAGCUGCUUGUAAAUAGACAGAUCAAGCGUCUGGAAGAGCCCAGUUUGCGUUGUGUUGAGCUGGUACAUGAAGAAAUGCAGAGGAUCAUCCAACACUGUAGUACCUACAGCACACAGGAGUUGUUACGGUUUCCAAAGCUUCAUGAUGCCAUCGUAGAAGUUGUGACAUCUUUGCUACGAAAAAGGUUGCCAGUCACCAAUGAAAUGGUCCAUAACCUGGUAGCUAUCGAAUUAGCCUACAUCAACACUAAACAUCCAGAUUUUGCUGAUGCCUGUGCUCUUAUAAACAACAACAUAGAGGAACAAAGACGGAAUAGACCAGGUAGGGAUUUGCCUUCUGCUGUGCCAAGAGAUAAGCAGGGGAACCCUGCUACACUCCUGGGUGAUGGAAUUCCAGAUGCAGGAACUGGCAGCUGGAGAGGAAUGCUUAAGGCCUCCAAAGCCGAAGAACCUCCCAGUGAUGAAAAAGCAAAGUUUACCCAGCAGCCCCCUGGGAGUCCUCUUAAAUGCCAUGCUGUGAAUCUGUUAGAUGUGCCUGUUCCUGUUGCACGUAAACUGUCUGCCCGGGAGCAGCGUGAUUGUGAAGUGAUUGAGCGACUAAUCAAAUCGUAUUUCCUUAUUGUAAGGAAGAACAUCCAGGACAGCGUACCAAAGGCAGUCAUGCAUUUCUUAGUGAAUUUUGUGAAGGAUAACCUUCAGAGUGAGCUAGUAGGCCAGCUGUACAAAUCCAAACUGCUAGAAGACCUUCUAACAGAAUCCGAAGAUAUGGCACAGCGUAGGAUGGAAGCUGCUGACAUGUUACAGGCCCUACAAAGAGCAAGUCAGAUUAUUGCAGAAAUCCGUGAGACUCAUCUGUGGUGAAAAUCAGGUCCUACAGCAAACAAACAAGUCAGAUCAUUGCAGACAUCUUGAGACUCGUCUGUGGUGAAAAAUGCAGCUUGUUCAUUUAGGUGGAACUGCUGGCUAAUUUAAAUGCCUUGGAUGUAGAAGCAAUGCUGUUAAGCAUUAUACAUAAUGGAAUUUUAUUUAUAAAGAGUCUUAGUUAUACAAGAACUGCUGCUUAUAGCCAAAACAGUUGUUUCCAGAUUAGAGUAUCGCAAUGUAAGCUCUCCUAUACAUACACUAUGAACUUUUAAGUUCAGUUUUCAGGUUGAUGUUUACUGAACUUCAUUAUAAUCACUGUAAUAAAAUUUUUCAUUAUAAUAAAUUAUUGAUACAUUUUAUAAAAUCA
Molecule: messenger RNA, 2091 nt
Organism: Protopterus annectens (West African lungfish)
Lineage: Eukaryota; Metazoa; Chordata; Ceratodontiformes; Protopteridae
Gene: DNM1L
Product: dynamin 1 like
Exons: 14
Coding region: 69-1721 (550 amino acids)
Biological process (GO): mitochondrial fragmentation involved in apoptotic process; mitochondrial fission
Cellular component (GO): mitochondrion; cytoplasm; microtubule
Molecular function (GO): GTP binding; GTPase activity; microtubule binding
Source: RefSeq, a predicted model, not a curated record